Messenger RNA from Mesorhabditis spiculigera, 504 nucleotides. Lineage: Eukaryota; Metazoa; Nematoda; Chromadorea; Rhabditida; Rhabditidae. The record is from the annotation of a GenBank genome assembly.
AUGGAGGUCGACGCGGAGAUCCUCGCCGUCGUUAUCUUGGUCAAUAUCCGCUUGUGGCUCCAACAUCAAAGGGGAAACGAGGGCCUUGCAGCAAAGUAUCAAUUAACCGAGAAUAUAAGAGCAGCCCAAAUCACGCUCCCCUACGUGUUUGUGGACAACCUGAUCACCCUGGUCGAUUUGGUAGCCGAGCAGGGCUGGGGGCUGAGUGUACUGUACGAUCACCCGUACUGUCUCGACAGCCCGUUCUUCUACUUCUUUGGGUAUAUCGCAUUGUUGGUGAUCCGCCACCUCAUCCUCUUCGCCCUUCCAACCUUUAUUUUCUGCCUGAGCCACACCCUCCGAAAACCCCUCAUCGAGAUCAAGCAGAAAUUGAAGGGACGCAGCCACAAAAUAGCCGAAGCAGAAUUCAAGGAGCGGAAAACAGAGUUCAAGAACGUAAUGGGAAAGGUCGUAACUCUUUCCGCAUCCCAGGAUGCAUACUUCGAUCAACUGAAAGAUUUGUGG